This is a messenger RNA of Clarias gariepinus (North African catfish), 631 nucleotides long. Its product is annotated as transcription factor HES-2-like. Lineage: Eukaryota; Metazoa; Chordata; Actinopteri; Siluriformes; Clariidae. The coding region runs from base 1 to 567 and encodes 188 amino acids. Gene Ontology annotation, cellular component: nucleus. Gene Ontology annotation, biological process: regulation of transcription by RNA polymerase II; regulation of neurogenesis; anterior/posterior pattern specification. Gene Ontology annotation, molecular function: RNA polymerase II cis-regulatory region sequence-specific DNA binding; DNA-binding transcription factor activity, RNA polymerase II-specific; protein dimerization activity. The record is from RefSeq and is a predicted model, not a curated record. The transcript has 3 exons.
AUGACUCCGAUGUGUUUCCCGCUUCGCGGUACCAGCACUGUGGCCAUGAGAAAAGAGGCCUCGGAGCUGCGAAAAACUUUAAAGCCUCUGCUGGAGAAGCGCAGACGAGCGCGCAUCAACGACUGUCUGACCCAGCUGAAAAAACUCGUCGUCCCUCUGAUGGGAAAAGAUAGCUGUCGCUACUCGAAGCUUGAAAAAGCAGACAUUCUGGAAAUGACGGUUCGAUUCCUCAAAGAUGUGCCUAAAACUCCGACAAAUGAUGCUGCAGUGAGUUACAGAGAGGGGUAUGAAGCGUGCAUGACGCGGCUCUCCGCGCUCCUCCCGCGCACGAGCCUUGACCGGGAAACCACCGCGCGCGUGCACGACUUUAUCCAGCAGUCGCUGCGCUCGAGCUCACCGGCUUGCCAGACGUGCAACGCUCGCACUUCCAGUGCGCUCUCCUCGGUACCGAUCCAGAAAUGCCUCGACGAUGUGAGUGAAAGAGAAAAGCGCGCGAGCUUAACACCGGAGAGAGCUCGUGACGCGCCGCAAGCGGCCGCGCAGCCCGUGUGGAGACCGUGGCGGUGACUGCAGCAAUGUGGCGCACUCCUCUUCCGUGUACAUAGACUGUCUAGAUAGCUAUGAGUCGUGU